Budorcas taxicolor (takin) is the source of this 1011-nucleotide messenger RNA. RefSeq names its product mediator complex subunit 31 (gene MED31). Gene Ontology annotation, biological process: regulation of transcription by RNA polymerase II. The record is from RefSeq and is a predicted model, not a curated record. The coding region runs from base 89 to 508 and encodes 139 amino acids. Gene Ontology annotation, cellular component: mediator complex; core mediator complex. Gene Ontology annotation, molecular function: transcription coregulator activity. NCBI's taxonomy places the organism in Eukaryota, Metazoa, Chordata, Mammalia, Artiodactyla, Bovidae. The transcript has 4 exons.
GAAGGGGACGCUGCGACUUCCGGACCUUCCCCGUUUCUCCGAUCCUGGCUGUGUGGGGUUGCUGGGGACUUAAGAGUGUCUGCUGGUGAUGGCCGCGGCCGUCGCUAUGGAGACAGAUGAUGCUGGAAAUCGACUGCGGUUUCAGUUGGAGUUGGAAUUUGUACAGUGUUUAGCCAACCCAAAUUACCUUAACUUUCUUGCCCAAAGAGGUUACUUCAAAGAUAAAGCUUUUGUUAAUUAUCUUAAGUACUUGCUUUACUGGAAAGAACCAGAAUAUGCCAAGUAUCUAAAUUGCCUCCAUUUUAAUACGAGACACAUCAUCUCUAACUUAACUGGGAUUACUGCAGUAUCUACUCAUUGGUAUUCCUCCUUUCUCCCUGCCCUGCCUAACAAAGAAGAACCAUUUUCUACACAGAAGCCAACUUGGUCUCUUAAAAAUAGAAAUUACAUUCCAUUAGAACCCUCUGGUCGCUUCCCAUUGCAUGCAGAAGAAAAUUUCGUCUCUUAGCCCUGUGUGAUCUGUCCCUGUCUUCUCUGACCUUAUCUUGUACCACUCCCUGCAUCUCACUGAGUUUCUGACCUCAAGGAACCCGCAGUCUAUAUAUGCAAUGACAGACAUAGCCUGAAAAUGAAAGAACAUAGAAAGGGGUACUUACUUGUAAGCAAGGGUUUCUGGAGAAGGUAACCGUACCCAAGUCUUAAUAGCUGCUUUCUUAUUUUAUAUAUCUUACAUAAUAAAUACAUGAAUUUAUCAUUCAGGUUGUGCAAUAGAUACUCUCGUUUUAAGGCUUACUGAAAUGCAAGGAGCAUAUUGUAAUCACAAACAUUUCUUUUUAAUGAUAAAAAAUAAGCCUUGAACUCCCACCUCUGCUUUGUCUUAAAUAGGUAGUCAAAAAGCAGUGGUGAAACGUCUAGCCUUUUUUUCCCCCUAAACAGACACAAGUUUGAGAGGAGAAUGUUUCAGACUUGUACUUUGGCCAAGCCACUUUUCUCUGUCUAAUAACAGCUGAU